AUGUCUGCCAAGUCAAACUUCUGGUAUGUCAACUGGUGCUCAAGGUUUCAGCUGCCCUCUGCCAAGGCACCUCCUUCCAACCUCUCCAUCCAGGAAAGAAGGGCUCUCACACCGGAACACAUUUGUGACAUGUUGGAACUGUGCCUCAACACCACCUACUUCACCUUCAACGGAGACUUCUACAGGCAAAAGUAUGGCUGUGCCAUGGGCUCCCCCGUGUCUCCCAUAGUGGCCAAUCUCUUCAUGGAAGAGGUAGAAAACAAGGCACUCUCCUCUUUCAUAGGAAACACCACCAGCCGCUGGUUCAGAUACGUUGACGACACCUGGGUCAAAAUCUGCUCUGAUGAAGUAGAAGGUUUUACAACUCAUCUUAACUCAGUAGAUAACAACAUCAAGUUCACAAGGGAAGAUGUCAGAGGUAACAGUCUUGCCUUUUUGGACUGUGCAGUGCAAAUUGAAGAGGACAGAAGCCUCAACAUCGAAGUUUACAGGAAACCCACCCACACAGACCAGUACCUGCUCUUCAACUCACAUCAUCCUCUGGAACACAAGCUAGGGGUAAUAAGAACCCUUCACCAUAGUCUGAAGGUACCCACAAGAAUGGAGGGAACAAAGAAGGAACAACUGCACAUCAAGGAAGCACUUAAAACCUGCGGUUACCCCAACUUGGCCUUCAUCAAGACCUCCAAAAAGUGGAUUUCCAACAGGGAGGAGAACAGCAACAAAGAUGAAAGCAUCGUUAUUCCAUACCUAUCUGGGGUCUCAGAGAAACUCCGGAGGAUCUUCAAUAAACACAACAUCCCUGUUAAUUUCAAGCCAUCCAACACAUUGAGACAGAAACUGGUCCAUCCCAAGGACAAAACACCACAGCACAAAAGGAGUAAUGUAGUUUAUGCCAUGUGUAACAAAGAUGGCAGAGAACGGUACAUUGGUGAAACUAAACCUCUCCACAGACGCAUGGCCCAACACAGAAGAGUCCAGUUGCCUUACGGAUCAAGCUUUGGAUUUUUAAGAUUAGUGUUAAUGAAAGAAAAAUCUAUUAGUGUGUUCACAUUCAUUAAAAUACCAAAAUCAUUUUACUCCAUGACUUUUCAUUCAAUGUCAUGUGUCAGUUGCUUGUCGUUCUCAUACAGAUAG
Molecule: messenger RNA, 1137 nt
Organism: Notolabrus celidotus (New Zealand spotty)
Lineage: Eukaryota; Metazoa; Chordata; Actinopteri; Labriformes; Labridae
Source: RefSeq, a predicted model, not a curated record